GGAGAUCUGCUGCAAGUGGGUAUUGAGUCCAUCUGUAACAUUUGUGUGGCCCUCUCAAAUGCACAUGUUGAUCAAAACACUGGUAAAUGUAUCAGUUAUGGUCAUAUCAGGGAGCACAUUGAGAAUGCUGAGAAGUACAUGAGUAUGGCAGAGAACAUGAUAAAAAAAGCGCUGGGAAACUUGGAUGAAAGCAUGGAAUGCCUUGUGAAAGAGAUGGGACGAAUUGAGCAAGAAGAGAAAGAGAAAAAUCAGUCCAUGGAGAAACUAGAACAUGACUUGUCUUUGCACAAAAAGAUAUUGGAUCAAUCGAAGAGUGCUUUGGAGAAGGCAGAAAAAACCCUAGAGUCUGAAAAUGAAACUUUGAAGAAAGAAGAAACAAAUGUGAACUCAUGUCAAAAAUUGUCAAUUGCAGGGGGGACGCUUCUUGCAAUACCAUUUUUUUUUACACAGAUUGCUGGUCUAACUAUGUUAUGUGUGGGACUGCGGGGAAGGCACAAUGCAAAAGAUGUCAUUAGUACUGCAAAGGAGGAGAUUACAAAGGCAGAAUCUCAUGUGAAGAAAUACAACAGUAAAGUGUCUGACUAUCAAUCCAGGAUCUCUGAGGCUCAGAAAGAAAUUGACGAAACUAGAACAUAUCUGAAGAACAUUCAGAAGGAGAUUGACGAGCUGAAGGAGAAUACAGUGGAGGUAGCAAAAAUACAGACAAUGGUCAGAGAAGCUGUGCGCCUUCUGAGUAAUCUUAGUGGAAAAGUCACUGUACUGCAAAAGCAAACUCAAUGUUCUAUAUUGUGGAAACCUGUGGUGAAUGUGAUGAAAGAAGUGAUGAUAGCAGCAUCAAAUAUAGCCGAGAAUCAGUUAAUCUUUAGUCAAGGUCUUCCAGGUCUCAUGAAUACUUUGAGAGAGAAUUCUGGUAGAUUGUUGGCUAUACGUAACUCACCCGAAAAUUGUGAAUAACAGCUGGUACUGACAAGCUUCUUUUAAUGUUACAAAUCAUACAGAAAUAAAUAUGUCUUUAGUUAGUGUGUAAUGUUAACGUUACAGCAUGAACAAUAUCUGCAGAAUGAUAUUCAUGACCGUAACAUCAACUCUGAAAACUGUCAUGUGUAAUACACUGAUAUUGUGUGUGUGCGUGCACUUCUAUGAAAAGUCAUUUGAAGUCCUGCUUGCGAAUGUCCCCUGGUCAAUCUGCUUGUUUCAUUAUCCAACUCGGUUCAAUAUAAAACGGCAAAACUAACGCUUCUGUUGUAGUGUUAAUUAAUUUAACGGGUCUGACACCAAUCGGUCCGGUCGCAUUUCCCUCGCCAUAGUAGAAAAGCAAACAUGAUCUCUAACAAAGAUUGACAUUUGCACAUGCACUCCGGUUGUCUGAUAAAGUGAAGUUGACACCAUUGUUGCGGUUUAUUGCUAAAAGCGCCAGGACACGUACCCCUGAGUGUUAGCAGCAAGAUGGCUGAGGAGAAUUGGAGAAACAAAGAAACCGGGAAUAAAACAUGCAAUUAUUUGCUGAAAUUACAAGCAACAGAACCCGACUAAGCUUUACCAAUCAGAGCGUUUUGGAAGGAGGGACUUUAUAUAUACAAGAAGAAAUCCAGUCAUUUUGUUAGAAGAGGGACAGCUGUGAACAAUAGACUUGAAAUCUGUGAAAUAUAAAGCGUUUUUUGAAAUCAGAAACAUGAACAUCUAUUGUUAAAGGUUCUGUGUGUAAGUUUCAGAGGCCACUAUUGGCGAUGCAGGAAAUAGCAAUCUAAAGCUCCGCUACCCCCCUUUCCCUCCCAUUAGAGAAGCUACGGUUGCCAUCACAGGACAAAGGGGUUCCGUAAAUUAUAGCGGCCAUGAUCAGUGGUGUUGAUAAUUGCAAUCUACAUCUCACAGGCAAAAAACAGACUGAAGUUACGGACACAGGACACGUCGUCUAAAA
This is a messenger RNA of Triplophysa dalaica, 1918 nucleotides long. RefSeq lists its product as uncharacterized. Bases 139 to 954 code for a protein of 271 amino acids. The record is from RefSeq and is a predicted model, not a curated record. The transcript has 2 exons. NCBI's taxonomy places the organism in Eukaryota, Metazoa, Chordata, Actinopteri, Cypriniformes, Nemacheilidae.